GGUAAUCUUAUCGUGCCUUCACGCUUAUUGCUAACACUCUCAGGAAACAGAAAAUCUUUAUAUAGACGUACUUAUAUAUCUAUAUAGAGAGAGAAAGUUCAAUUUCACCUCAAUCUCCCAAAUCUUCGUGUUCCCGUAACUGCUUGUACGCGUAUCACCCUCUACCUCUUUCUCUCUCUACCUCUGUUUCAUUUCAUUCAUCGCAUUUGUUCAUUCUUUCCUUCACAAAUCACAGACAAAAUUCAGAAUAAAUAAUCAUGGGUUUGCGAAGUCUCUUCAGUCGCAAGAAGAAACGCAGUAGUUCUUCACUGUCGAUCGCGAGCUCUCUCCACCAAUCCUCCCGAUCGCCGUCCAUGGCGUCGAACACCAUCUCCCGCGCGCAGAUCGAGGAAGAGCUGGCCCAAGUGUUCAAGAAAUUCGACGUGAACGGCGACGGCAAGAUCUCGUCGUCGGAGCUCGGCGCGAUAAUGGGCAGCCUGGGCAACGACACCACCGUGGAGGAGCUGGACAUGAUGAUCCGGGAGGUGGACGCCGACGGCGACGGGUUCAUCGACCUGAACGAGUUCAUCGAGCUGAACACCAAGGACAUCGACUCCGACGAGGUCCUGGAGAAUCUGAAGGAGGCGUUCUCGGUGUUCGACAUGGACAAGAACGGGUCGAUCUCGGCGGAGGAGCUGCUGAACGUGAUGAAGAGCAUCGGCGAGGAGUGCUCGCUGGCCGAGUGCCGGAAGAUGAUCAGCGGCGUCGACGCCAACGGGGACGGCAUGAUCAGUUUUGACGAGUUCAAGGCCAUGAUGAUGAUGGGCUCCAGAUUCGAUACGAUGGAGUCGCACAGAGUCCCAGCGGUCAACAAUUGAGAAUCCCAUUACAACUUAAUUCUCUCUCCCCCCUUCUCUCUCUCUCUCUCUCUAUAUAUAUAUAUCUAUAUAUAUUUUUCUUCUUUUAUUUUCAAAUUCUGAAUUAUAAUUUAGGGUUUUUAUAUUUCUUUCGUCUGGUAGAUUGAUGAUGAUGGGUUCCUUGAGAUUCAAAAUGGGAAUUCUUAGGGACAUGGGAAAAUUGUGUAUAGAUGACUGGGAUAUCUCUGCGCAUGAGAUUUUAUAUGAAAUCCAUUGACUUCUGUUUUUUUUUCCUGGAAAUUGGUUAUUUUCGUUUCAAUUUCAAAGUUUUUUUUGUUUU
Molecule: messenger RNA, 1176 nt
Organism: Cornus florida
Lineage: Eukaryota; Viridiplantae; Streptophyta; Magnoliopsida; Cornales; Cornaceae
Product: probable calcium-binding protein CML25
Exons: 1
Coding region: 258-857 (199 amino acids)
Molecular function (GO): calcium ion binding
Source: RefSeq, a predicted model, not a curated record